GUGUGUGUGUGUGUGUGGAAUGAGCUGGGUCAUCGUAGUGACGGUAACACACACCGGAGGUUCAGCCUGAUGAUCGGCAACAGCUGCUGCUGCCAUGGAAACACAGGGGUGGGGUCAACCCUGGCAACGCUGCCGACACCGGAGACAGUGAGGAGGUUGCAGGCGGUUGCAGGCGGUUGCAGACGGUUGCAGACAAGAGGAGUCCAGUGCUGCAUGAUGCAGGAUGGCGCUGCUGCUGCCCCCUGUUGGUUCAGAGAUCUUCAGACGCUUCCAGCCUGACUCGCUGGAGAAAAUCCAACGACGACAUGAAGCCAAGGAGGAGGAGCAGCAUAGGAGGAAGGAGAAGAACAUAGAGGUAGCAGAAGAGGAUCUUCCUAAACCAGCAACUGAUCUGGAGGCCGGGAAGCCCCUCCCUUUCAUUUAUGGAGACCCGCCCCCUGAGUUCCUAAACACACCAUUGGAGGAGCUGGAUCCAUUCUACCAAUCUGAGCAGACAUUCAUCGUGCUGGGUAAGGGCAACACCAUCUUCCGCUUUAAUGCUGAGCCGGCAUGUUACCUGCUGAGUCCAUUCAGUCGUCUGAGGAUCACUGCCAUCAGGAUCCUCAUCCACUCUCUGUUCAGUAUGUUCAUCAUGGUGACUAUCCUGGCCAACUGCGCCUUCAUGACGCUGAGCAACCCUCCGGCCUGGAGCAAGAUCGUGGAAUAUGUGUUUACAUUCAUUUACACGUUUGAGGCCACGGUAAAAGUCCUCUCCAGAGGUUUCUGUAGGGGGAAUUUCACCUUCCUGAAGGACCCGUGGAACUGGCUGGACUUCAUGGUCAUCAGCAUGGCGUACCUCACUGAGUUUGUGGAUCUGGGAAACGUUUCUGUGCUGAGGACGUUCAGAGUCCUCCGAGCACUGAAGACCAUCACCGUGAUCCCCGGUCUGAAGACGAUAGUGGGAGCUCUCAUGCAGUCGGUGAAGAAGCUGGGUGACGUGAUGAUCUUGACGGUGUUCUGCCUCAGCGUCUUCGCUCUGAUUGGUCUGCAGCUCUUCAUGGGAAACCUGCGGCAGAAGUGUGUCCUGUUCCCCCCCCAGUUCAAAAACCAUACGUCUGACAUCAGACAGGGUUACGGUGUCAAUGACACCAACGUCAACAAUACAGGAACUGGCUUUGAUUACCACGAGUACAUCAACAACCCAGAGAACUACUACUACCAGUCGGGUCAGCUGGAUGCCCUGCUGUGUGGAAACAGCUCUGAUGCUGGGGUCUGUCCAGAGGGCUACGUGUGUCUGAAAGUCGGCAGGAAUCCUAACUAUGGAUACACCAGCUACGACUCGUUCGGAUGGGCCUUCCUGUCCCUCUUCAGACUGAUGACUCAGGACUUCUGGGAAAACCUCUUCCACCUGACCCUGAGGGCAGCAGGAAAGACCUACAUGGUGUUCUUCGUGGUGGUGAUCUUCCUGGGCUCCUUCUACCUGAUAAACCUGAUCCUGGCCGUGGUGGCGAUGGCAUACGCCGAGCAGAACGAGGCAACACAGGCCGAGAACCAGAAGAAGGAGGAUGAGUACCAACAGAUCCUGGACCUGCUGAGGACCAGGGAGGAGGAGCAGGCGGCAUGCAGAGCGGCGUUCUCAGAGAAACAGGAAGCAGAGAAGAACUCAUUAGAGAUAAAGAGCCACGAAGAAGAACACAAUGCCAUGGAAGACUUCGCCGAAGACCAGAGGCCGUGUCCUCCAUGUUGGUACGUCUUCUCCGACGUCUUCCUGAAGUGGAACUGCUGUGGCUGCUGGCGGUGGCUCAAGCUGUGGCUCUACACAAUCGUCAUGGACCCGUUCGUGGACCUUGGGAUCACUAUCUGCAUCGUCCUCAACACUGUCUUCAUGGCCAUGGAGCAUUACCCAAUGACGGAGGAGUUCGAGGAGCUGCUGAGCGUCGGGAACCUGGUCUUCACAGGGAUCUUCACGGCAGAGAUGGUGCUCAAGCUUCUGGCCAUGGACCCGUACUACUACUUCCAGGUCGGCUGGAACAUCUUUGACAGCAUCAUCGUCACCAUGAGUCUGGUGGAGCUCGGACUGGCCAACGUCCAGGGACUGUCUGUACUGCGCUCCUUCAGACUGAUGCGGGUCUUUAAGCUGGCUAAGUCCUGGCCAACCCUGAACAUGCUAAUAAAGAUCAUAGGGAACUCGGUGGGGGCUCUGGGGAACCUGACUCUGGUCCUGGCCAUCAUCGUCUUUAUCUUUGCCGUGGUUGGGAUGCAGCUGUUUGGGAAGAACUACAAAGACUGUGUCUGCCGCAUAAACCUGGACUGUGAGCUCCCUCGCUGGCACAUGACGGACUUCUUCCACGCCUUCCUCAUCAUCUUCAGGGUCCUGUGUGGGGAGUGGAUCGAGACCAUGUGGGACUGCAUGGAGGUCUCGGGUCAGACCAUGUGUCUCAUCGUCUUCAUGAUGGUGAUGGUAAUCGGAAACCUGGUGGUCCUGAAUCUGUUUCUGGCCUUGUUGCUGAGCUCUUUCAGCGGGGAUAAUCUGGCGGCCCCAGAGGAGGAAGGAGAAAACAACUUGCAAAUCGCCAUAAUCCGGAUUAACAGGGCUGUGUCCUGGAUGAAGAUGUGGGUCUUGGAACAGAUCUGGACUUUAAUUGGAAAGAAGAACCACGUGAGCCCAGACCUCAGUGUGGUGGAUAAAGAGGAGGACCAGCAAACAAAGGACUUGUUGGAUCUGACCUUCAUGAACUCUGAGGUCAAGUCCCUUGACUGUAACCAUGGCAACUUGACCAGCAACUACCGCAGCCUCCCGUUGCUAAGGGUCCCCAUCGCUGAGGCCGAGUCAGACCUAGAUUCGCGGGACAACGACGAUGAAGACAAGGACGAAGAAGAAGAAUGUGACGAGUCGUCCGUGUGCAGCACAGUGCAGAGACUCCCUGAUCUUCAGGAGGAAGAGGAGGAAGAAGAGCACGAUGAAAACACACCUGAGGACUGCUUCACUGACCAGUGUUAUCACCGGUGUCCGUUCCUGGACAUAGACACGUCCGCUGGUCGAGGUAAGGUCUGGUGUAACGUCAGGAGAACCUGUUUCUCCAUCGUGGAACACAACUACUUCGAGACGUUCAUCAUUUUCAUGAUCCUGAUGAGCAGCGGAGCUCUGGCGUUCGAAGACAUCUACCUGGAGCAGCGGCAAGUCAUCAAGACGGUCCUGGAGUACGCAGAUCAGGUCUUCACCUACGUAUUCGUGGUGGAGAUGCUUCUCAAGUGGGUCGCCUACGGAUUCAAGACCUAUUUCACCAACGCCUGGUGCUGGCUGGACUUCCUCAUCGUAGAUGUGUCUCUGGUGUCUCUGACCGCCAACAUCCUGGGCUACUCAGAGCUCGGGGCCAUCAAGUCUCUGAGGACGCUGAGGGCCCUGAGACCCCUGAGGGCCCUGUCCCGCUUUGAGGGCAUGAGGGUGGUGGUGAACGCUCUGGUCGGUGCGAUCCCGUCCAUCUUCAACGUGCUGCUGGUGUGUCUGAUCUUCUGGCUAAUCUUCAGCAUCAUGGGGGUCAACAUGUUUGCAGGGAAGUUUUAUUACUGUUUCAACGAGACGUCGGAGGAAAGAUUCCUGCCGGAAGAAGUCAACAACCGCAGCGAAUGUCUGUCUCUGAUGGAGGUUGGCAGCGAGGUGCGCUGGAAGAACGUCAAGGUGAACUACGACAACGUGGGGAUGGGAUACCUGUCGCUGCUGCAGGUGGCCACCUUCAAGGGCUGGAUGGACAUCAUGUAUGCAGCGGUGGAUUCCAGAGACGUAGAGUCCCAGCCGAAAUACGAGGAGAACCUGUACAUGUACAUUUACUUUGUCAUCUUCAUCAUCUUUGGCUCGUUCUUCACUCUCAACCUCUUCAUCGGAGUCAUCAUCGACAACUUCAACCAGCAGAAAUCAAAGAUGGGUGGGACAGACAUUUUCAUGACGGAGGAGCAGAAGAAGUAUUACAAUGCGAUGAAGAAGCUGGGCUCCAAGAAGCCUCAGAAGCCCGUCCCCCGCCCAGAGAACAAGUUCCAAGGGCUGGUGUUUGACUUGGUGACCACACAGUUCUUUGACAUCUUCAUCAUGGUGCUGAUCUGCCUCAACAUGGUGACAAUGAUGGUGGAGACAGACGAGCAGAGUGAGGAGAAGGAGAUCAUCCUGUACUGGGUUAACCUGGCCUUCAUCAUCGUCUUCACCGGGGAGUGCAGCCUGAAGGUGGUGGCUCUGCGGCAUCACUACUUUGCUGUGGGCUGGAACAUCUUCGACUUCGUGGUUGUCAUCCUGUCCAUCGUAGGCCUCCUCCUGGCUGACAUCAUAGAGAAAUAUUUUGUUUCUCCCACACUCUUCCGAGUGAUCCGAUUGGCUCGUAUCGGCCGAGUGCUACGUCUGAUUCGUGGAGCCAAAGGGAUCCGGACGCUGCUGUUUGCCCUGAUGAUGUCACUUCCUGCCCUGUUUAACAUCGGCCUCCUCCUCUUCCUCAUCAUGUUCAUCUUCUCCAUCUUCGGCAUGUCUAACUUCGCCUACGUGAGGAAGGAGGGGAUGAUCGACGACAUGUUUAACUUUGAGACAUUUGGGAACAGCAUGAUUUGUCUGUUCAUGAUCACCACGUCUGCAGGGUGGGACGGGCUGCUGAACCCUAUCAUGAACACUCCGCCGGACUGCGACCCCGAUGUGGAGCACCCAGGGUCGGCAGUCCGAGGAGACUGCGGCAGCCCAGGAGUCGGCAUCGUCUUCUUCACCACCUACAUCAUCAUGUCAUUCCUUGUAGUCGUCAACAUGUACAUCGCCAUCAUCCUGGAGAACUUCAACGUGGCGACUGAGGAGAGCUCAGACCCGCUGUGCGAGGAUGACUUUGAGAUGUUUUAUGAGACCUGGGAGAAGUUCGACCCCGGGGCCUCACAGUUCAUACAGUACAGCAAGCUGUCGGACUUCUGCGAUACCCUGAAGGACCCGCUGAGGAUCCCUAAACCCAACACCUUCAAGCUGAUUACCAUGGACCUGCCGCUGGUUCCCGGGGACAAGAUCCACUGCCUCGACAUCCUGCUGGCCCUCACUGCCCAGGUUCUGGGGGAUUCAGGAGAGAUGGAUGCUCUAAAAGCCAGCAUGGAGGAAAAGUUCAUGGCCAACAACCCCUCCAAGGUGUCGUAUGAACCAAUCAGCAGCACCCUGCGCAGGAAACAGGAGGAGGUGUCUGCGGUGAUCAUCCAGCGCUCGUACAGGAAGCACCUCCUGCGGCGCAGUGUCCGGCUGGCCGCCCACAGGUACAGGACGGGGGGGAGGGAGCCGGCGCCGGAGACCGAAGGCCUCCUCUGUGAACGCAUCAGUCAGCUGUACGGGAAGCCCCCCCCGCCCCAGGUGCAGCUGCAGAGUGACGUCCUGCUGCACGCCGCCCCCCCCCCUCUACCAUUUCCUGCCCGUGAUAACCUGAGGGAGUCAACUGUCUGAUGACAUCGUGUUGGCUCCUCUUUGGCUCAUUUAUAUUCUCAUUAUUACUGUUAUUAUUAUUUCUGAUUAUGUUAAUCCCUGUGUCGCCUCUUCCUGUGUGCGUCUGCUAACGCAGAAGAGACUUCAGAUGAUCUGAUCCUUUAUUAUGAAGCUGUUUCCUGUGGAGAACUCAGAGCGUUCCUCCAGACAGGAAGUGGAUGGAGCGAUGGAGCACUUUAUAUACAUUUAAAUAUGUAGAAUAUUAAAUACACACUGUGUAUUGGUGACUUUAGGCAAAGUGUUACUGAGUUGAUUUGGUAAAACUAUGGCCCUUUUAUUGAUUACUGAAACCAGAUCUCAUGUUCAACAAUAAUUUAUUUUUGGGAUAUUUAAUAGCCGUAGUCAAGUCAGUUUUAUUUUGGUAUGCCAACCUUAAGGAUCAGGAGCUUUCAAGCUUGUAAAAAUGUAAUAAAAGUGUGAAAAAUAUGUGAAUAGUUUCAAUAUAUGAAGAAUAUGGAUCAGGAAUAAAAAACAGUAUUUUUACUUUUAUAGAUUUAUAAUUGUAUAGUUGUGAUAUAAAAAUGAUCAACAGAUUAAAGUGUAAAUGUGUGAAUCAGUAAGAAACACCACAUAAAUAUAAUAUCUAUAUCUCAUAUACUCUGAUCAAUCAAAAUAAUGAUCAGAUUUAUCUGCAGCUUUUCUCCUUCCUCUCUGUGUUAUUCCAUGUUUUCUAUGAAGCGUUGAUAAUAAUGUCUCUGUGCGUCAAGCUUGAAAUCUUUUACUCGUUACUAAGGCUUCCUGUGAUUGGUGGAGUAAUCUGGCUGCUGAUUGGUCCAUCAGAAAUGUGAACGUAGAAAAUAUAAAAACAUAAAAUAAUGAAAUAAACAAAAAUA
This is a messenger RNA of Eleginops maclovinus (Patagonian blennie), 6297 nucleotides long. RefSeq names its product sodium channel, voltage-gated, type IV, alpha, b (gene scn4ab). Gene Ontology annotation, molecular function: protein binding; voltage-gated sodium channel activity. NCBI's taxonomy places the organism in Eukaryota, Metazoa, Chordata, Actinopteri, Perciformes, Eleginopidae. Gene Ontology annotation, cellular component: voltage-gated sodium channel complex; axon; plasma membrane. Gene Ontology annotation, biological process: membrane depolarization during action potential; neuronal action potential; sodium ion transmembrane transport. The record is from RefSeq and is a predicted model, not a curated record.